CAUUUUAGUAUCACUGGAUCUCAGGUCUCCAUCCGAUGGGCAGAUGAGUUUUGAUAACAUUUCUCUCACUCUGGUUUUGCUGUAAACUGGGGGGCGCGGGGACGCGCUGAAGGGGGACGGAGCGCGCAGCCCCGGGAUCAAGUUACAGUCCCAGUCCCAGACUUUUCAAGGCAACAUUUUUUUUCCUCCAUCACAAAAGUGGGGGAUGGUGAACGCUAUUUGGUUUCUUCAACAUUUUAGAGUAAGGAAAAACGGAGCUGAGCUAAACUUUGCGCUGAAGCUUAAAAAGAUUAUUUUGUUUAUUACUUUUACGCACCGCAUUUGUAUGAUGACGAGAUUUUCAGUAGUAUGUGAGCGAGAAAAGAGGCAUAAAAAACUUUGGAAUCGGACGAAAAGACAUUUCUUUUAACGGGGGAAAUGUCGAAUCAGGAAUCUAGCAAAUAUUCACACUUUGGCUUUGUUUUAAACCUUUAAGCGCAUUGCGCGCGAGUGGUGAACGAGAGUUUAAUUGGAAACAUUUGAUGAAACAUCGAUACAUUGUUGCGUCUCCCAAGAUGUCCUCCAGGCGCCUCUGCUCCAUUGUUGGAAGCUUUUGGAUGCUUUGGAUCUGGGCAGCCACCUCUAUGGUCGCUCGGGCGGUCAUCUUGCACCCAAAUGAAACGGUAUCCAACGACUUUUGUAAGAAAUCGACAACUUGCGAGGUGCUAAAAUACAAUACGUGCCUAGGUUCACCUUUGCCGUACACACACACUUCUCUAAUUCUGGCUGAAGACUCAGAAACUCAGGAGGAAGCCUUUGAGAAACUGGCCAUGUGGUCUGGGUUGAGAAAUGCUCCUCGCUGUUGGGCCGUCAUUCAGCCGUUGCUGUGUGCCGUUUACAUGCCAAAGUGUGAGAAUGGAAAGGUCGAACUGCCCAGCCAACACCUGUGCCAAGCUACACGCAAACCUUGCAGUAUUGUGGAGCGGGAGAGGGGCUGGCCCAACUUCCUCAAGUGUGAAAACAAGGAGCAGUUCCCUAAGGGUUGCCAGAAUGAGGUCCAGAAGAUCAAAUUCAACACAUCAGGACAGUGUGAGGCUCCCCUUGUCAAAACUGACAUUCAGGCAAGUUGGUACAAGGAUGUGGAAGGCUGUGGGAUCCAGUGCAACAAUCCUCUGUUCACAGAAAACGAGCACUCGGACAUGCAUAGCUACAUUGCCAUCUUCGGCUCACUCACUCUCCUAUGUACCUUCUUCACACUGGCUACAUUUCUCGCUGACUGGAAGAAUUCCAACCGUUACCCCGCUGUGAUCCUCUUCUAUGUCAACGCGUGUUUCUUUAUCGGAAGUAUUGGAUGGCUCGCUCAGUUCAUGGAUGGAGCCCGCAAGGAGAUUGUGUGCAAAAGCGACGACACUAUGCGGCUUGGAGAGCCAACGUCCACCGAGACGCUGUCAUGUGUGAUUAUCUUUGUCAUUGUGUAUUACUCUCUUAUGUCUGGUGUUAUUUGGUUUGUUAUGCUGACUUAUGCCUGGCACACAUCAUUCAAAGCCCUGGGCACCACCCAUCAGCCUCUUUAUGGGAAAACAUCCUAUUUCCACCUGGUCACAUGGUCUAUUCCUUUCAUACUGACAGUUGCUAUUCUGGCCAUUGCAGAGGUGGAUGGAGAUUCAGUUAGCGGCAUUUGCUUUGUCGGCUAUAAGAACUAUAAAUACCGGGCAGGGUUUGUUCUGGCUCCUAUCGGUGUGGUCCUUGUCGUUGGCGGCUAUUUCCUGAUACGAGGGGUUAUGACAUUGUUUUCCAUUAAGAGUAACCACCCGGGGCUGCUCAGUGAAAAAGCUGCUAGCAAAAUCAAUGAAACCAUGCUGAGGCUUGGUAUAUUUGGAUUCUUGGCCUUUGGUUUUGUUUUAAUCACUUUCGGCUGCCAUUUCUAUGACUUUUUCAACCAAGCGGAGUGGGAAAAAAGCUUCAGAGAAUAUGUACUAUGUGAGGCUAAUGUCACCAUAGCUCACCAAACAAACAAGCCAAUCCCAGAGUGUGCCAUCAAGAACAGGCCAAGUCUUCUGGUAGAGAAGAUCAACCUCUUCUCAAUGUUCGGCACAGGCAUUGCAAUGAGCACAUGGGUUUGGACGAAGGCCACAAUCCUUAUCUGGAAACGUACCUGGUUCAGAAUCAUUGGACGAAGUGAUGAUGAGCCGAAACGCAUUAAGAAGAGUAAAAUGAUUGCCAAGGCAUUCUCAAAGCGAAAAGAACUGCAGAAGGAUCCGGAGAAAGAGCUGUCCUUCAGCAUGCACACCGUUUCGCAUGAGGGACCUGUGGCGGGUAUCAACUUUGACCUGAAUGAACCAUCAAUGGAAAUGUCUUCUGCAUGGGCCCAACAUGUGACCAAGAUGGUGGCUAGAAGAGGGGCAAUUUUACCGCAGGAUAUCUCAGUGACACCCACCGGAACGCCUGUUCCACUUCCAGAAGGAAGGAACAAACUUUGGAUGGUUGAAGCAGAAAUUUCUCCUGAAAUGAUGAAAAGAAAGAAGAAGAAGAAAAAAGGAAGACGAAAGGAAAUACGGCCAAUGGGACCUGCAGCGGACGAAGGGAAUCCUGCCUACCACCGGAGAGAGUUUGGCUCCAGUGCAGUGCCGCGCCUUCCAAAACUUCCCAGUCAUCGGAGUCUGGUGGCAAACCUGUGGGAGCAGCAGCGACAGCAGCAGGAGGAACAGGAUAUGCUACCUGGAGCCUUCCCAGAAUUCAGGCCUUCAUGUCCUCUUCCUUACCAGGACAGGUAUGGUGGGUUGGGAUACUUACACAAUAAACCCUCCAGUCUCCCCCUUGCCAAUCCCCUGACUUUAAGAGAUAGCGUGCAAGAUUGCUUCCAGCAAUCAUCAUGGCGACCUAAUGGAGUUUUCCGGCACCUUGGACAGGAGGCUUCUAUGAUGGAUGCUGGCAGGACUGCCGUUGUGCCACGGGCAGAUUGCAGGAGGGGUGUACCAAUACACUCCAGAACCAAUUUAAUGGAGGCUGAGCUAUUGGAUGCAGACUCGGAUUUUUAAGUCUUGGAGUUGUUGGUGCUCAUAUUGUGGAUAAAAGCGAAAGGUGCUGGAUACUCAUGCCAAACAAUGAACCUUGGGCAGGACUGUCAGCUCCGCUUUUCUAAAGGAUAAUGCUUUUUUAUGCAACCCUCAUGAUAUUAUGAAUUUGAACUGGAUUUAUGAAACAUUAUUAAAAAGAUAUUUGUGUCUUCAGCGUGGAUUUUAUAACAUCCUGCUUGUGAUUCUGCACUUUUAUGGUUCCAAUUCAUGUUGUUUAGUUUGCCAAGUGGGGUAAUAUGUUUGGAAACAGGUUAGUGUGUCAUGGGGCUUUAUUCAAGAAUGCAUCAUAAUUCAGAUCUUGGCUUCAAGGGGAAGUGUGUAAUUUCUGCAGCACUGGAGUCACCAGGCAGAAUCACACAAAAAAAGAAGACGACUAUUUUCAAAUAGGUUUCCCUGUCUGUCAUUGGUCACUUUAAACAGAACUAAUCCCACCUAGAACACACGCCAUUGGUUAAGCCCAUGUUGCUGUUUUGGCAUGUUCAAAAAUAGACAAUUUUCAGAUCACUUGACCAGUUGGUGACGCUGUAACCAAAUUUGGCAUUUGCCCUCAGAUCAUUGUGCUGAUGAAGUGU
Molecule: messenger RNA, 3628 nt
Organism: Rhinichthys klamathensis goyatoka
Lineage: Eukaryota; Metazoa; Chordata; Actinopteri; Cypriniformes; Leuciscidae
Gene: smo
Product: smoothened, frizzled class receptor
Exons: 12
Coding region: 522-3017 (831 amino acids)
Biological process (GO): commissural neuron axon guidance; smoothened signaling pathway; central nervous system development
Cellular component (GO): dendrite; cilium; plasma membrane
Molecular function (GO): patched binding; transmembrane signaling receptor activity
Source: RefSeq, a predicted model, not a curated record